ACCAUGUGUUUAACAUUUAAAUCUUCUUGAAGGACUAUUGAGGAUGCUCCAAAUGCUAAACUCAUACAGAUGUAAAUGAUAAUUAGCUGCUUGUCUUAUAGCCACAAUAGGGAGCAAUUCACAGCUACAAAAAGUUUGCUGAUUGAAUCAGAAAUUGAAAACAGUAGUGAUUAUCUGUAAAACUACUGGUUAAGGAAAUGCCGUUGAUUACCUUUAUUUGAUACCAAUCUUUUCAUUUAAAAUGGAUUGCCUUUUUUCAGGUUUGCGAAAGCGGAACAUCAAAACUGAGCAUACAAAUUGCAACAACCAUCCACGUGCUGCUAUUCUCCUCUGCAAAAUUCCCAUCACUAUAUCUAUCAAUUCCACCCCACCCCCCCAAGUACAAAAAAAGUGCCACACAAAGUACUUUCAUUGCCUACGGAGAGCAAUGUGUAAGCCUAACAAUUAUGGGGUGGUGUUGAAGAAGAGGCUCAAAGGAAUGCUGAAGUUCAUUGCUGGAAAAGCACUGCAAAUUACAACCAAGAUGAUGAGGGAAGGCCACUUGGUGGUGAUUGCCGUCCAAGGUAAAGAACCAAAGAGAUUUCUCAUAAAAUUAGAUCAUCUUUACAACCCUGAUUUCUUGAAGUUGUUGAAGCAAGCUGAGGAGGAGUUUGGGUUUUCUCAAGAAGGGGUCCUUGAGCUUCCUUGUCAACCACAUGAAUUGCAGAGAAUUCUCAGUAAUAUAAAAGCUCUACCGUAACUCUUUUUAUUGUGCAAAUCCUUUUUAAUGUUCAAAUUUAAAAUUUGUGAUUGUCUUUUUCAAUGUUUUUAAAAUUUGAACUUGUACUCUCUCGUUAAAAAUGUAAUAUUACUCACCCAAAAUUUAUUAGUAAAAAUUUAGCAUAGUUAAAA
Messenger RNA from Gossypium arboreum, 891 nucleotides. RefSeq lists its product as uncharacterized. The record is from RefSeq and is a predicted model, not a curated record. The coding region runs from base 242 to 739 and encodes 165 amino acids. Gene Ontology annotation, biological process: response to auxin. Lineage: Eukaryota; Viridiplantae; Streptophyta; Magnoliopsida; Malvales; Malvaceae. The transcript has a single exon.